AUGUCUUCUGCAGCGGCGGACCUGCUGAUGGGCGUACUCUUUGGUGAUCGUGGGCGACGGCAGGAUGUCAGGACCAGGGGCAAGUUUCACUCCUAUGCCCUACAGUGGGCUGCUUCCUACGUCUGUACCUUCGCCGGGAUCCUUGCACUGGUAUCCUCUGAGACGUCGGUGUUCAUCCUGACGUUCAUGUCACUGGAACGUUACCUGUACAUCAGUGAGACGCUGGACUCCAGUACGUUGUCUGAGAAGAGUGCCAGGAUGUGUCUUUCUGUUAUCUGGCUCACUUCCAUCAGCCUGGCCCUCUUCCCAACUCUGUGGGUAAGAGGGUUCUACGGCAGCAACGUCAUGUGUUUUCCUUUGCACAUCAACGAGCCUUACUUAGUAGGGUGGCAGUACUCUGCUUUCAUAUUCCUCGGCCUUAACAUUGUCAGAUUGAAGAGGAGAGGUAUGGAGCCAGUGGUCGUAGAGGAGAGGUAUGGAGCCAGUGGUCGUAGAGGAGAGGUAUGGAGCCAGUGGUCGUAG
Cherax quadricarinatus is the source of this 522-nucleotide messenger RNA. NCBI's taxonomy places the organism in Eukaryota, Metazoa, Arthropoda, Malacostraca, Decapoda, Parastacidae. The record is from RefSeq and is a predicted model, not a curated record.